Messenger RNA from Klebsormidium nitens, 915 nucleotides. The record is from the annotation of a GenBank genome assembly. Lineage: Eukaryota; Viridiplantae; Streptophyta; Klebsormidiophyceae; Klebsormidiales; Klebsormidiaceae.
AUGGACGCCGGUGAAACUUCAGCGUAUUACGACACGCGAAGCCGAAGGAUAGGCAUCGACCGCGAGGAAGCAACGUACCUCUCGUCCUCAUCAGGGAAAAGCACACAGGAUGCAGGUCUGAAGCUACAUCUCGAAGGAAUCAGGUCUCAUGCUUUUGAGCUGCCUAAUGGGACAGAAAAACGAUAUGACGAGCUGCUACGACAGAUCGGCGAUGCGCAGAUAGUGAUGAUUGGGGAGGCGACACACGGGACGCACGAAUUCUAUGAAGAACGAGCCAGGAUUACCAAGCGCCUCAUUGAACAGAAGGAUUUCUCGCUGGUGGUGUGCGAGGCAGAUCUGGUUGACAUGGCACGCGUGGAUCGCUACGUCAGCGGCGCGUCGGCCGACGGCAGCGCGGCCGCGGCGCUCUCGGGGUUUAAGAGAUACCCCCUGUGGAUGUGGCGGAACACAGUGGUGGAGGAGUUCCUGGAGUGGGCCAGGGAGCACAACGAGAAGGCGCUCUCGAAGGAGGAUUCAAAAGGAAACGCGGUCUCGAUUCACGGGGUUGACCUACACGGACUAUACAAGUCACUAGAGGCAGUUAUCCAGUACUUAGAGAAAAAGGACCCCAAAGCAGCGGAGCGAGCGAGGCGGGUCUGCCGCGGCCUUGCCGCGUACGCGCCCGACCCGCACACGUACGGCUUCGCGGCCUCCGCGGCCGGCGGCCGUCCCGGCUGCGAGCGUGACGUCAUGUGCUUACUGCGCGACGUGCGCGCGAUGGGGCCGCCCGCGGGCGUGCGCGCGGGCCGCCACCGGUGCCAGGACGACGAGUACUUCUUCGCGUUGCAGGUGAAGGACGGAGCGCUCGCUUAUGGAAUGUACUUUCCUGUCUUGCUCCCAGAGACAGAAAAGUUCACAGCUCUGGAACUUUUCUGA